GGAUUUAAGGGUUGCACAUAUCGGUGUUACAUGACCUGCCUCCGGAGAGCAGAAGCAAGCCUUGUGUCAUUGUCCUUUGUAUACUAAAAUGACAAAGAGUCAAACAUGUAUGUCACAACGGCGCAAAUAUUUACUGGUUUGACAAGUGCUGUUUUUCGUCAUGGGACAACAAAGUUAAUUCGUAGCACAACUGCCACCAUGAGUCAGACAGGUGUGCGGUCCCUGUCUGUGAGCCAUCAUAUGCUGGCCAGGGCUAAUAAACACAAAGACCAGGAGGAGUUGAAUGACGAGCCCAUUAAGUUCUCCACCAGCAAAGCCAGUCACAGGACCUGGAAUGUUGACCGCUCCAUGGGGAGUCAUUAUGAACAACCCUGGUGGAAAGUCCUCCCCCUCAGUGUGGCGGUGGUGAUCUUCCUGUUGUGGUGUGCCAUGAGAGAUGAAUCAGACGUUGACAAACAAUUGGAGAAGGAUCUUUAUCAGCAUUUACCUGGAUUGCUCUCAGAUGAGAAAAAAUAGGAUGUAUAUCAUUUUAUAUUAAAGGGGACCUAUUAUGCUUUUUCUACUUUUGACCUGUACAACCUUGUGUUAAAUGUUUGGGAUGCCUCAAAGUGCUCUCUGUUACAAAAGGUGAUGUCAGAGGCAAACUUUCUUGAAUUGGACAAUAUAGGAAGCACUUUGGGUAUGUGACCAAUCACAGCAGAGUGGGCAUGCCCAGAGGUGGCCCACUAGCGAAUAAAUUAACAGUUUGAAAUAGGUGUAGAUACUGCAAAAUUUAAGACCACAACCCAAUACAUAGGGUCGAAAAAUUAGCACAAUAGGUCCCUUUUGUGUCUCGAGUAAAUGCAAUAUCCUUGACUGCUUAAUCUGUGCUGCCACACAAUCGCAUAGCCGACCUCUUGAUUUAAAAAAGGCUUUGACUGUUGUGGAGUUUGUACUGACUGCAUUAAAUGUCAGAAAUCAGAAUUUGAGGUAGUGGAAAUUUUAUUUACAAGAAAGAAAUCCCAUGGCAUGCACACACAGGAUAAGAUGAGCUAACAGCCCUGAGAAAGGCAGAGAAAAGAGUUUUCAGAUGAAGCACUACUAUAGUGAAUAGCAUAGUUGAGUCAAAUAUAUAUAUAAAAAAACAGACAAAUGUGUCAAAUUGGGAGCUACACAUGCUGGUAAUGGUUCACAAUUUACAAAACAAGUCAAUCCUAACCCAACCAACCCCCUACACAAUUAAAAAAUAAAAGCCAAAUGCUUAAGCACGCUCUCCUCUGAUUCGCCUGGCCAGUUGGAUGUCCUUGGGCAUGAUGGUCACCCUCUUGGCAUGGAUGGCACACAGGUUUGUGUCCUCAAACAGACCCACCAAGUAAGCCUCACUGGCCUCCUGUUAACGAAUACAGUUACACAACUGGAAGCAAAAAAAUAUUUAACUACAAACAAUAAGGUGUUCUCAGACCUGCAGGGCGCCAAUGGCUGCGCUCUGGAACCGCAAAUCGGUCUUGAAAUCCU
Messenger RNA from Doryrhamphus excisus (bluestripe pipefish), 1494 nucleotides. Lineage: Eukaryota; Metazoa; Chordata; Actinopteri; Syngnathiformes; Syngnathidae. The record is from RefSeq and is a predicted model, not a curated record.